Messenger RNA from Camelina sativa (false flax), 962 nucleotides. NCBI's taxonomy places the organism in Eukaryota, Viridiplantae, Streptophyta, Magnoliopsida, Brassicales, Brassicaceae. The record is from RefSeq and is a predicted model, not a curated record.
AUUUGCGAAGCCACCAUAACCCCCUCUUCCUCGACCUUUUUCUCAUAAAUUUUAAAAUACUUUGGUUAGGUACUAUCUAUUUUUAAGGUCUAUGGAGGGUUCGUCCAAAGGGUUGACAAAAGGUGCAUGGACUGCUGAAGAAGAUAGUCUCUUGAGGCAAUGUAUUGAGAAGUAUGGAGAAGGCAAAUGGCAUCAAGUUCCUUUAAGAGCUGGGCUAAAUCGAUGCAGAAAGAGUUGUAGACUAAGAUGGUUGAACUAUUUGAAGCCAAGUAUCAAGAAAGGGAGACUUAACUCUGAUGAAGUUGAUCUUCUUAUUCGCCUUCAUAAACUUCUAGGAAACAGGUGGUCCUUGAUUGCUGGUCGAUUGCCUGGUCGGACGGCUAAUGAUGUGAAAAAUUACUGGAACACACAUCUGAGUAAGAAAUAUGAACCAGGUUGUAAGACUAAAAUGAAAAAGAAAAACAUCAUUUCCCCUCCUACAACAACAACAACGGUCCAAAAAGUCAAUGUUUUUAAGCCUCGACCUCGAUCCUUCACUGUUAACAAAGACUGCAGCCAUCUCAAUGGCCUACCAGAAGUUGACAUAACUCCCUCAAGCAAUGGACUCAUCAUCAAUAAUGUUUCUGAUGAUAGUAUCACUUUUGACAAAGAUGAUGAGAAAGAUGAUUUUCUGAAUAUUCUAAUAAAUGAAGAUGAUAUGUGGUUGGAGAAUUUACUGGACGAUAGCCAAGAAGCAGAUGCAGUAGUUCCAGAAGCCACGACAAAUGAACAGGGGGCCACUUUGGCGUUUGACGUUGAGCAACUUUGGAGUCUGUUCGAUGGAGAGACUGUGCAACUUGAUUAGUGUUUCUCACCGUUUGUUUGCGUCUAUGUGUGGGUUUCCUUUGGUAUUUAUUUUAUAUCUUUCUUCAUGAACUAUAAUGACAUUUAGCGUUUCAAACAAACCUUUCUUUCUUUCUGUG